AGAGUAUCAGGCGGCGUCAUAGAUAGAUACGGUACGAUUCGAUUGUCAAUGGAGAACAAAGUGAAGCUAGCUCUCAAACUGACAAUCGCAUCUUGCAUCACUCUUGCAAUAUCCAUCUUCCUAGCAUCGAAACUGAAAAAUCCUCGAAGACGAAGUCGGAAGCUGAAACCUUCUCCCUGCUAUCUCAAAGCAGAACCCAAACCUCAGUACGCUUUCAGGCGCGUCUUGGCGGACAACUCCUACUCUCCCUUCAAGCACCUCAAAGUCCAUUCCACCUCCGAUGAAUGCGGGGAUUUGCAUCCGUACAAAUCUGAGAUAUCAAACUUGUUGAAUGAACCGAAUGUGGAGGCUUUGGAGAUGUUAAACGAGGAUUUGGAGGAAUUGGUGAGCCGUAAUUCGUACGUGUGGGUGGAGACCGAGUUGCAGCUGCAGGAGCUGGCGGAGGUGUUGAGUGGAGAGACAAUAUUUGCUGUCGAUACAGAGCAGCAUAGUUUGAGAUCCUUUUCAGGUUUCACUUGUUUAAUUCAGAUAUCAACUAAGAAGGAGGACUAUCUUUUGGAUGCAAUAGCCCUGCAUGACAUGAUAGGAAUUCUUCAUCCUAUAUUUGCUAAUCCAGGGAUUUGUAAGGUAUUCCAUGGCGCUGAUAAUGAUGUCCUCUGGCUUCAAAGAGAUUUUCAUAUAUAUGUUGUUAAUCUACUUGACACUGCAAAGAUAUGUGAUGUUUUGUCUAAACCACAAAGGUCUUUGGCUUACUUAUUGGAGACAUAUUGUUGUGUUGCUACUAAUAAGCAAUUACAGAGAGAAGAUUGGAGGCAACGUCCUCUGCCAGCAGAAAUGGUGCUAUAUGCUCAGAAUGAUGCCCACUAUUUGUUGUAUAUUGCACAAUGUCUUUUUACAGAGCUCAAGCUAAAAGAUUCAGAACAUUCACGAAGUCUCAAUGAAAAAAUGAAUUUUGUUCUUGAGGCCACCCGCCGUUCAAAUACAACUUGUUUGCAACUUUUUUCCAAAGAACUUGAAGCAAAUCCAGGAGAGUCUGCUGCUUCUUCAAUAAUAUCUCGAAACCAUGACCAAGGAAACCUUCCUUCCAGCUCUUUGAAUGCAAAGUUUCAGGAUCACGUGAGGCAAUUAUGUGCAUGGAGAGAUAUUAUGGCUCGUGUGCAUGACGAAAGUUUGAGAUAUGUUUUAUCUGAGCAAGCUAUUGUUGCACUGGCUGCUAACCCCCCUACAGAAAUUAGUGAUACAUGCAAUAUCAUAUCUGAAGCCGAUGCAAGUGCGGAUCAGAUAACAACACCCCAAUCUCCAUCAUCUUUAAUUUGUAGCCAUUUGGAAGACUUGGAUCGCUUAUUUGAAGAUGGAAUAGAUGCGGAUGAUGAAAACCUUCUGCUAAUUCUUCAGAAAUGCUUAGGAACUAAUGGGACUUGUCCUCUCUCCAUCUAUAAUUAUGCUUUGCUCUCCAAAACUAGCUUGAAAGUAGCCAAUCAAUCUGUGGUCAAGAAAAACGGAUAUAGAACUGCAAAAUCCAUGGCUCGAAAGGCUUCCCGUGAAUUGUUUGUCCAAAAAUUCUCUUGUAAAUCUCCAGUCUACCACAAUUGUAGGAUCUAUGCAAAUGAUGAUCGGUUAUUAUGUUACUGUGACCGUAGGAAGCUUGAGUGGUACUUAAACAGGGAUUUGGCAAAACUUGUUGAAGAGGACCCUCCUGCCAUAAUGCUUCUUUUUGAACCUAAGGGACGUCCAGAAGAUGAGGACAAUGACUUCUACAUUCAAAGUAAGAAAAACAUAUGUGUUGGCUGUGGUGAAAGAAAUCACUAUUUACGGUACCGUAUUAUACCUUCAUGCUACAGAAUGCACUUUCCAGAACAUUUGAAGAGUCAUCGGUCUCAUGAUAUAGUCCUCCUUUGUGUGGACUGCCAUGAAGUUGCUCAUGCUGCUGCUGAAAGAUUCAAGAAAAAGAUAGCUGUGGAAUUUGAAAUACCACUUUUUGUCCGUAAAGUUGUUCAUUCUACCCCAGCUGAAAAUGCAACUUCAUCCGGUGUGAAUGUGGAAGAGGAUGGUGUGUCACCUUUACAAUUGCAUACAGCAGCAAUGGCUUUGCUGCGUCAUGGUUCCAGAAUGCCAUUGAGGCGACAAGAAGAACUAAAAGAGGUUGUAAGAAAUUACUAUGGAGGAAGGGAGAUAUCAGAAAUAGAUCUAGAAAAUGCUUUGCUAAUAGGUAUGAGUUCCAUUGGGAGAAGACGGUUUGUGAAAAAGAAGCUUUCUUCCAAACAGUCAACACCAUAUGUUGCUUCUGAUCAUAACAAUCACAAGCCAAGCAGUGAUGCCAAUGCAAAAUCUACGUACGAGAAUGGCAUAUUAAGUGGAACUGAGAAAUGGUGGAACAAUGGGAAUACAAACAAUGGGAAUACAAACGCUGUGGUGUUGAAGGAUAUAGAUUUUGACAACCAAUGUUGGACUUCUAAUGCUGAAAGUGGAAGUAUAUACACUGAAAGUGAUAUGGUUCACUCUAAUAAGAAUGUGAACAUUUCAUCUAAGGUACACUCGAAGGUAUCAAUGUUGGGGCAUGGACCACAUGGGAAGCAGGUGGUGGAAUUUGUACUCCAAAAGAAUGGGGAAGAAGGGAUUUGUGAGUUUUGUCAGAGAUGGCGACAAGUUUUUGUUGAAGCUGUUCAUCCUCGUUUCUUACCUGCUGGCUGGAACAUAAUGCACAGUGGUAAAAGAGAUUUUGGAGAGUUUAGUGUCUAUAAUCCUGAGAAAAUAGAUUCCACCGAUGCUUUGAGUAGAUGAGGAACUGUAAGGACAGGACAGAUCAAGCAAAAGCUCGUUUCAUUUCCCCUUGUUUUUCUCCGUUUCAUUUGCUUUGCCUGGUCUUUUGCAAUGGAAAAUGGAGCCCGAAUUACUACACUGAUUUUGUUUUUUAAUGUAACAUUUGUAUCUCGGAAAGUUUUCAUGUAGACCUGUUGUCUCAGUUCUCAUUUUUCAUCAUUUAUGAAUUUAAAAUUCAUACAUGGUCAUGCAUUAUUGUGUCACUAGUUUUAACAAUAGGCUAAUGUAUUUCCUCAACAUUCUUUGUAACAAGAGAAGAAAAAGAAUUGUAUAAAUGCUCUUAAAAUUACAGUAAGCUAUCAUUAGGAUGGAAUUCUACAUUGUGGUUCUUGUCCGUCCAAAGACAAAUUGUAUCAGAAUGGGUUGCAAU
This is a messenger RNA of Cuscuta epithymum, 3190 nucleotides long. NCBI's taxonomy places the organism in Eukaryota, Viridiplantae, Streptophyta, Magnoliopsida, Solanales, Convolvulaceae. The record is from the annotation of a GenBank genome assembly.